This is a messenger RNA of Neoarthrinium moseri, 1212 nucleotides long. RefSeq lists its product as uncharacterized. NCBI's taxonomy places the organism in Eukaryota, Fungi, Ascomycota, Sordariomycetes, Amphisphaeriales, Apiosporaceae. The coding region runs from base 1 to 1212 and encodes 403 amino acids. The transcript has 2 exons. The record is from RefSeq and is a predicted model, not a curated record.
AUGGUUGCGAGAUUAGACCCAGACCCGGCUAGCGCAGUUGUGAAACGCAUGGGGAUGAAAUGGACGGAAAAGCAGAAGAGGAAGUAUUGGAACAGCUUGAAAUUGGUGGAACUGAAACGGUUCGCUGAGCCCUACCCGACAAAUGACUACUUCAUGGCAACAACACAGAAAGGAAAAGAACAAUGGGAUAAAUUUUGGGAAGGAAAAGGCUUGAAAGAUAAGCGAUAUAACGGGGGCGAACGACGACAAAUCCUUGUCCUUGAUGAGUCCAGGCUUCAGUAUAAGAUUCCGCAGGAUGAGAGUGUUGUCUUCCUUGACGCCGACACUAAAGAGAUAUUUAUGGUCAUUCUUCGCAAUUUCUUCCCCGACGACGAUUUGCGGAUGGACUUUGUGAGUAUUUGUCGGGAGAUUAUCAAGUAUCGCCGCGACGAUCGACGGGAGGAUCCCGGGCAACUGGUUCACUUUGGCUAUACAUGCGGGUCUCGACAUCAGCCAGGCAUGCAGCUUGCCAAGAAUUGCAGGAAGAUUUCUCCAAAGAACCACCGUGCUCUUAAUAACGCUUCUCAAGGGAUGGCUGGAAUUGGCUGGAAUAUGCUCCGAGGGCGUCUGCCACAAGAGAUCAUUGACGACUAUAACGACACGAUAGAGGCUAUUGGCUGUGCGCGGAUGGACAUGGGGAAAACUGGCGACGAUACAUUUGCUUACAAUAUCGGUGGUGAGCUCGUGACCUUCAAUGAACAUGGCGACCUACAAUUACCGCCACCAUCAGGACUUUCGGCCGUCAACUAUGCCCGGUUCACACACAAAGAAAACAAUGGCAACAAAUGGUUUGUUGCCGUUACCUGCAUCGCAGCCUCUGAUUCGAGUAUAGGCGGCAACUUUUACAAUGCAUCUUACGGGAUCAUGAUGGAGGCUGCGGAUAACACGGUGUCGGCUUUCCAACCAAGUGAUUACCACGGUACGACUUUGUACGAAAUCGUACUUGACCCUUGGCCAAGAGAUGGUUACGAGCAGCGGCCGGAUGGAGGUGAAAAUAUUGGUUUCUCUUUCGAAGUUUCCAAAGGCCUUAGAAAUGCGAGAAAGAGGGAGUGGGGGCGGCAAGAGUAUAGGAAGCGACAUAGGCCUCAGAGGGGAGGCCCUAGGAAGCGCCGCAGUCUCUACGUCAGUGAUGUAGAGCCAGAUCAUGGUAGCGAUGACGACUACAUGCCAUGA